Limulus polyphemus (Atlantic horseshoe crab) is the source of this 4883-nucleotide messenger RNA. Its product is annotated as eyes absent homolog 1-like. Gene Ontology annotation, biological process: positive regulation of DNA repair; cell differentiation; multicellular organism development. Bases 628 to 2091 code for a protein of 487 amino acids. Lineage: Eukaryota; Metazoa; Arthropoda; Merostomata; Xiphosura; Limulidae. Gene Ontology annotation, cellular component: nucleus. Gene Ontology annotation, molecular function: protein tyrosine phosphatase activity. The record is from RefSeq and is a predicted model, not a curated record. The transcript is spliced from 20 exons.
AUGUAGGAUCGAGCAGAUAGCGAACAAUAUUGUGCUUGUUGUUUAGCCACGCGACCUAUGGCUGCCCAUAUCGGUCGUAAGUGGAUGAACAGACCGUUGCAUUAGAAGCUAGGCAAUUAGCGGCUUCCAGAGGUCUAGUCUUACUUCCGGUGCUAUGCUGUUUUUCUUUUCAAGUAUUAAUGAAUUCCUAAGAACUUAAUAUCUGGAAACUUUCAUUAUAUUGUAUUAUCUUGUGUAACAACAAAAGCCAUCACGGAACGCCAUAUCUGUCCCGAGAUCUUCGCAUCGUUGCCACACGAGGUAAAGAGGACCAGGCCUGACGAUGAUGGGGAAGAAACAACGAACUUGCAACCGAGGGUUUCCCGUGACAAAUACGUGAGCGGAGAAGAGAACAUCAACAGUGAAGACACCACUCCACAAUCAUCAUCAACUGAGUCUCCUGGUUUGCCGUUACCUUUGUCAAACUCGGUGAAAGAAGAACCGACAAGUGUGAUUCAAGAGAACCAACUUCCAGUAAACUUCACCAAUUCAGAGUCAGACCUUGGAUACAUAGGAGAACUGCCUAUUACUAAACUACCGGCCUUGGAGUAUCAGACACCAACUUAUGCUGGUUCAUAUUAUACCAGCAUGCAAGCAUAUGGCCAACUUCACGUAGGCGGACAGAACUCGACGUAUUCCGUGCAGCCAUCAGCGGGUUUCUAUAAUUGUCAGACUGGAGGACACGUGGGAAACUUUGGAGUCACAGGUAGCAGAAACUUAGGAGCACAACCAAAGGCGGGUAGUCCAGCUCUUACACAACCUGGCUACUUAAAUCCGUAUAGUACAACACUGGGGACAGUUGGAUCUCCUCAACCUUCACAGAACACUUAUACAUACGGCAGUACCUAUCCCACCCCACCGUUUCCAGCUGUAGCUGUCAAUGGCCAAUCUUUGGGCACAACACAACAGAGUGUGGACUACAGUUCAUACACUGGAUAUAGCCAAACAGGAUACCCAUACUAUCCUAACCAGGGCUAUGGGGCAUAUCUACCGGCUGUAAACGGCAAAUCGUCAUUGGGGUUCACUGGAGCUUCUUCUGGAACAUAUCAGCUUUCACCUCUUCCUGCCCUUUUAAACGGAGAAACCUUGCAGUACACUGAAAAUGGAUGUUCUCCUAACAAAGUGGACGCAUCAAGUGUUAGUAAGAAAAACACCAGUAAAAAUAGUCGGAGUCGUGGCCGUCGUCAUACUAACCCGUCUCCUGAUCCUGACAAUAACUUGGAGCGUGUGUUUGUGUGGGAUCUAGACGAAACUAUUAUCAUAUUCCAUUCUCUUCUCACUGGAUCUUUUGCUACUCGUUAUGGAAAGGAUGCCCCCACAGCUGUUGCUUUAGGCUUAAGAAUGGAAGAAAUGAUUUUCAAUUUAGCUGAUACCCAUUUCUUCUUUAAUGACUUAGAGGAGUGUGACCAAGUCCACAUUGAUGAUGUUUCGACGGAUGACAAUGGCUUGGACUUGAGCAACUACAACUUCCAAGCAGAUGGGUUCCACUCAGCUGCCACAAAUACCAGCCUUUGUCUUGCCACAGGUGUGAGAGGAGGCGUGGAUUGGAUGAGAAAACUAGCGUUUCGCUAUCGGAAAAUCAAAGAAAUCUACAAUCAGUACCGAAACUCAAUUGGAGUAAGUGGUUUUAACGGGCUUUUAGGUCCUGGCAAGCGAGACCAAUGGGUUCAGCUACGAACUGAAAUAGAAAGCUUUACAGAUUCUUGGAUGACAUUGGCUUUGAAAUGUCUUUCCGUGAUUCACUCCAGAAACAACUGUGUCAACGUUCUAGUAACGACUACUCAGUUGGUACCUGCACUGGCCAAGGUUCUUUUAUAUGGACUAGGAGGCGUGUUCCCGAUAGAAAACAUUUACAGUGCUACAAAAAUAGGAAAGGAAAGCUGUUUUGAGAGAAUUAACUCAAGGUAUGGCAGGAAAUGCACUUAUGUUGUUGUUGGAGAUGGCAGAGAUGAAGAAUCAGCAGCCAAACAGAUGAACUUUCCUUUCUGGAGAGUUAGUUGCCAUUCAGACCUUGCAGCCUUGCAUCAUGCUUUGGACGUUGGUCACCUUUAGACCGACCAUCAGGUGGUAUUACAAAUCUAGCCUUACAGUAUUCAAUAUAUUGGUCUGUCAAAGUUUUAUACCAUCCAUUCCAAGCCUGUUACUCAAGCACGUGUUUUUUCCAGCAGAAACCUGUACGUCCGUUUGAUUUCUGUAUGUGUUUGAUGGGAAUGAACAGAGACUUAAUCCAGUAAAUAAUGUGAUUUAGUAUGCUUAUUGUACAAAACGGCGAAGAAAAGAAACAUUCUUGUUUGGAAAAAAAAGAACGUGGAUAUAUUAACAAAUGUUACUAUGGACAAUGAAGGUAAUGAUCGUAGGGUGGGAGGGGUAGAUAAUAAGGACGGUAAAUAUUUCCUUACAAUCUGCAUUCUACAGGAAAAAGAAUUGUAUUGAUUAUAUUUGUAGUAAUGUUGUCACUUGUACAGUGGGUAAAGAAAAUUCAUCACCGACUGUUAUAACUCAACAUAAAUGUACUGCAGACGAUGAUCAAGACGAAAGUCAUUAAGAAAUCUUAUUCUAGCUUUAAUUUUCUUUUAGAAAAAGUUUGAGGACAAUGUAUAAGGUAUCUAAAAAAACAAUCGAUUCAGAAAAUAUAGCCAUAAUAAUAUGGGUAAGACAUAUCAAAAUAAAAUUCGAAGAGGUGUCGCUAAUAUGCUUCUCCCUUGCCUGAAUUUUCUCCCUUUUUAAAUUUUGAGCUAAAGAUGGAGUGAGCUAGCUCGAACUAUUUUUUUCAUUCUACUUGUCACACAGUUCUGAGCUUCUAACAGCUUUAUUAUUAUUUCUUUUUACCAGUGAAUUGUUUAAAUAUAUUAACCUUCAAAUCAAAAAUAGCGUUAAGCGCAUUCUUUGGUAUUUUCAUUUACUGGGCGCGUCAUCUGUAUUUCAAAAGUUUCACUUCAGUAGGAAUCCGGAAAUAAUUAAACAUUUAAAGGUCUCUAGCAAAGUGUGUUGUUUUACUUAUUUUGUAUGUAAACUUUUGUGAUUUCUUUACUUAAAGUUUUAUUUGUAUAGUAAAAAGAAGAACAUAUUUUUCACGUCUUCGUUGAUUUUUAUCACUAGUUACAUACUAUGUUUUUUCUUGCUUGUAAUACUAAAUCAUACAUAAGAUGAUGAAUAUUCUAGUACUUAUAUAUUUAGAUACAAAUUUUUGGUCAUUUUAAUGCUAGCAGUAAUGUUUUAUUAGAUGAUGGUCAGGAGUUAAACGACAAUUAUAGUUUACAAUGUAAGUAAAGGCAUCUAAAUGGUUGUUAAGGCUACAGUUGUUAUGCCAAUAGAUGAUUAUGCUACUAGCGAGGGGAAGCUGGAAGUAAUGUAAGUGAUUUAGUAAACAAAAAACAACAACAACAACAAAAAAAAAAACAGAUGUUCAGAAGGAAAUGUCAAAUAAAUAAAAAUCAAACUGAUAUAACAUAAGCUGAAUUAGUGUGGUAAUAUAAGGCUUGAAUCAGACUGGAAAUUAAAAGUCCAACGCGAACUUUAACUACAAUUAAUUUUCUGUCCUGCUCACAAUUUUGGCGUAUUUCUAAUCUCAUUUAAAACCUUCAUCACAGUAUAAAUCACAAGACUAACACGUAUCAGCUCUGCUCACGAUGCUAACGUUAUAGGAUUCUAUUGUAACAUUGCAUCAAUAACUAGGAAACACGGCUGACCACACUACAUCUGAAUGCAUCAUGAUAAAAUUACUUGUAACUAAAACAUAAGCAGAGUGAAGUAUGGGUUGUAGAUAAAAAUUUGGUUUUAGUUUUGAAGGGUGUAUUAACCCACUGUACUGCCAGCACUAGCCCAGCUUAGUUCGGUUUAUCCUCCUUUUAUGAUCUGAAGCCAUUAAUACCGAUUACUUCGGUUCACCUUUCUUUCUGAACAGAAGCAGUUAAUCCAGCUUACUUCAGUUUUCCUUGUUUUCUGAAUUGAAGACGGCAUUAACCCAGAUUAGUCCGUUUUAUCUUCUUUUCUCAACUGAAGCCAACAUUUACCCUAGUCGGCAUUAACCAAAAUUAGUCCGUUUUAUUUUUUUUCAACUUAAGCCAACAUUUACCCAAGUCGGCAUUAACCCAAAUUAGUCCGUUUUAUCUUCUUUUCUCAACUGAAACCAGCAUUUACCCAAGUCGGCAUUAACCCAGAUUAGUCCGUUUUAUCUUCUUUUCUCAACUGAGCCAACAUUUACCCAAGUCGGCAUUAACCCAGAUUAGUCCGUUUUAUCUUCUUUUCUCAACUGAAGCCAACAUUUACUUAAGCCGGCAUUAACCAAAAUUAGUCCGUUUUAUUUUCUUUUCUCAACUGAAACCAGCAUUUACCCAAGCCUGCAUUAAUCCAGGUUACUGUGGUUUACCUUCUUUUCUUACCUGAAGCACGUAUUAACUCAGAUUAGCUUAAUGUAUCUUUUUUUACUGAAAUGAUUGUUAUUUUAUUUCGUGCUGUAUUGGCUAAUGCGACUAAACAAACUUAAUACAUGAGGUAUUCUUUACAAUUAAUUGGUUAGUACUUCGACGAUAGUAACGUGUCAUAUUGACGUUAAAAUUUCUUACAGUAUAAGAUAAAAAUAUGUAAAAAAAUACCUCUCAGUGUUUCUUGUGUCUGUUAUUUGUUUAGCUGUACGAAAGAAUUAUAAACACUUUUACCAAAUACUUUGGUAGGGACCUGAAGGAUUCAGAAGAAGUUGUUAGUAAAUUAGGUAAAGCUUUAUAUUAUGUUAGUCAUAUGAGUUACUUUCAUUAUUAACAUUUAUGUUACAUUUCCAUUAAAAACUGGCUUGAAAGAAAUUGAGUGUAAUUGUAUUAUCUUUAUAUAAAAUUUUAAUCAAUUCA